AUGAACUUGCUGUCAUCAACGCUCAAAGGACUCCCACCCAGCCCAGGACCCCAGUCAUUGGAAGAAUCCUCCAUUGGCCAUGUGCAUCCCAAGUCUCGACUCGGAGACCGUGACAAUGGUAUCGACAAGGGUCGAAACGAGGAUGCAGCGCCUCGAAUGGGGCCAGUAAGAACGACACAGCGAUCACGACCAAUAUCGGUUCCGAUGUUGGCUUGCUCCAAAAUACACUGCAGGCGUCUUCUGGAAGGCUUCUUCGAUAUCCUCCCUUACACGUCAAGAUUCCAUAUCUUAAGCCCCGAUGUGUCAACCUCUGAGAUAGACUUCAUGGCUCCCGCUUCCUUGGAGACGGGAGGGAAAGCGGCACAGUCCCUACUUGCCGUCCAUCCAAGCACGAUAAUGGACAGCCUGAGCAGGUUCGAGAUUGUACCUAUUGUGGAAAGCCGGGGAAAUGGAAGCGCCUCUUUAGGCAAGGCCUCAACCUGUUAA
This is a messenger RNA of Endocarpon pusillum Z07020, 486 nucleotides long. RefSeq lists its product as uncharacterized. Lineage: Eukaryota; Fungi; Ascomycota; Eurotiomycetes; Verrucariales; Verrucariaceae. The coding region runs from base 1 to 486 and encodes 161 amino acids. The record is from RefSeq and is a predicted model, not a curated record. The transcript has a single exon.